CUCUCUCUAAACUCUCUCUUUCUCGCUCCUCAAUUGCAGUUACAGAUAACCGCAUCACAGAAUCAACGUGUAAAACUCCGGCGAGCAGUUACCUAGGGUUUUGAGAUGCAAACGGGAACUCCGAUCUCGCGUUCUCCGACUUUCAACAGUUACUCCGGUAGUUUAGCUGAUAUCGCCGCCAGAGUCGUUGAAGAACUCAUUUCAGAGUCCGAUCAAUCAGGUAUCGGUUUCGUUUUUGACUUUGAUUACGAUCAGGAAACUAUCAAUAGAAAUGAGAUGAACAGGCAUGUCGAAGAAACGAACAAUUUGAAAGAAGGAGAUGACGAUGAUGAUGAUGAUUUUGAAUUCAUCACCGACUUAUCGCCGAAUUCACCUGACGGAAGCUUGAACAAUGACCAAAUCCGACCUACUUAUCCGGUUUUCAGUAGGAAUUGGUCAUUUGGCGGAAUUCAAGAUGUCGCAACGAAGCCGACGGUUCCUCGUCCGUCUAGGCUUUCGUUAAGAAACCUUAUGAAACAGGAUAGAGAUCCUCCGUCAUGUUCUGACGAUUUAGAUGGAAUUCCGGAGGAAAUGUACUGUGUGUGGAAAUCUAAAACGGCGGAGGAAAGUGAGGAAGCGGCGUUAUCUAGCAAAAGUAAGAAAAGCUUUAGUUCAAUCGGAUCAUCGUCAAAAAGGUGGAAGUUCAGGAACUUCCUUCAAAGAAGCAACAGUGAUGUCAAUGAUACCUUAGUCCGUCUCCCUCGUCACACCAGUAAGGAUUCGACAAAAUCAAGCAAAAUCAGUGACGACAAAGGAAGAAUUGAGUCUUUCAAAUCUGCAGAUGGGGAUACGAAGGUACAAUAUACAAAAAGUAAGGGAGAUAGAAGGCGUUCAGUCAUCCCUUACAGACAAGAUCUGGUACGAUUCCUUGCUAAUGUUAAGGCAUAAAUCUCAAUUCCCUUUGUUUGUUUUUGUGGUUCUUUGAUGAUCAUAUUUAUCAAAGUGUCUAGCUAAAUUGAAACAACAAGAACAAAUUGAAGAUUAGAAAUGAGAGUCUUCUGUUAAAAGUAGCUUAAUUUGGGUGGUGGUGGUGGGUCAGUUUGUGUGAUGAUUACAGCUAUGGAGAGAAAACUUUUGAUAUGUGGAAGGAAAUGGGUUUUGCUUCUUCUUUACCCCCUCCCCCAAUUCCCUAUUUUCUAGGAAACAUCAUUAUGUAGAAGAUGCAAAAUAGACAUUAUAGAAUGAAUCAUAGCAGAGAUUUGGACAAAAUGGAUAUGGGUUUUAUUAUGAUUUAUGGCUGCAAAUUUCUGCUAAAUUUCAGUUGACAAUCAUGAUCAUCUUACCUUAUGGUUUGGUCAACAAAAUUAUGCAAUUGAAGCCUAGUCUUUAUUGGCAAACAAAUUAUGUAGUUGAGGGAGAUUUUGAAUUAGUUUUAUGCCGUGUGUAUUUAGUUUACUUGAUAAUUUUGAUUUUGAAUAGUUGAUUAUUUUGUCUGUUUGACUUUUCUAAUCAAAUUCCAACAUGUUUUUUA
Molecule: messenger RNA, 1510 nt
Organism: Impatiens glandulifera
Lineage: Eukaryota; Viridiplantae; Streptophyta; Magnoliopsida; Ericales; Balsaminaceae
Exons: 1
Coding region: 106-927 (273 amino acids)
Source: RefSeq, a predicted model, not a curated record